Molecule: messenger RNA, 219 nt
Organism: Iphiclides podalirius (scarce swallowtail)
Lineage: Eukaryota; Metazoa; Arthropoda; Insecta; Lepidoptera; Papilionidae
Source: the annotation of a GenBank genome assembly
AUGACCGAUACCCUCCCGAUCCGUUCAAAUAGUUCCGAUCAGUUCACGAUGUUGUCGGUGUACAAACGCGCUCCGUAUCGUUCGUUCAACUCCUUGUGCGUUCAGGUCGUCUCGCCCUUAUCGGAUGGCGCUUCCGCUGGGAGUUCCGAUUCAAAGCCUCAUCCGUCACCAGGCCUAUACAAUGGUCUAACGUUACGCGGGAAAGAAGAAAAGCCGACG